Molecule: messenger RNA, 1765 nt
Organism: Phalaenopsis equestris
Lineage: Eukaryota; Viridiplantae; Streptophyta; Magnoliopsida; Asparagales; Orchidaceae
Product: eukaryotic peptide chain release factor subunit 1-3-like
Exons: 4
Coding region: 120-1418 (432 amino acids)
Biological process (GO): cytoplasmic translational termination
Cellular component (GO): translation release factor complex; cytosol
Molecular function (GO): sequence-specific mRNA binding; translation release factor activity, codon specific
Source: RefSeq, a predicted model, not a curated record
CGUCCGUCUAUUUCUAUUUAUAAAUUCAUCGUCACAUCUUUCCGAUUUUGACGCCAUCAGAAUCCAAGCCGCGGUGCGAGGGGAGGUCUUACACAGAUUCAUCUCUCAAAGCUUGCAAGAUGGCUGAUGCUCAUGAGAACGAUAGGAACAUUGAGAUAUGGAAGAUCAAGAAACUUAUCAAGGCAUUGGAAGCUGCAAGAGGUAAUGGCACAAGCAUGAUCUCCCUGAUCAUGACCCCUCGUGAUCAGGUCUCUCGUGUGGCUAAGAUGUUGGGUGAUGAAUAUGGAACUGCUUCUAAUAUUAAAAGCAGAGUUAAUCGGCAAUCUCAACUGACUGCCAUAACUUCUGCACAACAAAGGCUAAAGCUUUACAGCAAGGUUCCACCUAAUGGUUUAGUUCUAUAUACUGGGACCAUUAUUACCGAUGAUGGAAAAGAAAAAAAGGUUACGAUAGAUUUUGAGCCAUUUAAGCCCAUAAAUGCAUCACUCUAUUUAUGCGAUAACAAGUUCCACACUGAGGCACUCAAUGAACUUCUUGAAUCUGAUGAGAAGUUUGGUUUUAUUGUCAUGGAUGGUAAUGGGACUCUCUUUGGCACUCUAAGCGGGAAUACCCGUGAGGUGCUUCACAAGUUCACUGUUGAUCUUCCAAAGAAGCAUGGAAGAGGAGGGCAGUCUGCACUGCGGUUUGCCCGUCUUCGGAUGGAGAAGCGCCAUAACUAUGUCAGGAAGACAGCUGAACUUGCCACACAAUUCUUCAUUAAUCCUGCUACAAGUCAGCCAAAUGUUGCUGGGUUGAUAUUGGCUGGGUCUGCUGAUUUUAAAACUGAAUUGAGCCAAUCUGAUAUGUUUGAUCCACGUCUGCAGGCUGUGAUUGAUGUCUCAAAUGGUGGAGAAAAUGGUUUCAACCAGGCAAUUGAUUUGUCUUCAGAGAUUUUGGCAAAUGUGAAGUUCAUACAGGAAAAGAAAUUGAUCGGGAAGUACUUCGAGGAGAUUAGCCAGGAUACGGGAAAGUAUGUUUUUGGCAUUGAUGACACACUGAAAGCACUCGAGAUGGGUGCUGUCGAGAUCUUACUCGUGUGGGAGAAUUUGGAUAUCAACCGAUACGUUCUCAAGAACUGUGCUACUGGGGAACCUGUCAUCAAGCAUCUCAACAAAGAUCAGGAGUCGGAUCAGACCAACUUCCGUGAUACUGAUUCAUCUGCGGAACUUGAGGUGCAGGAAAAACUCUCUCUAUUGGAGUGGCUUGCCAACGAGUACAAGCGAUUCGGCUGUUCGCUCGAGUUUGUUACUAACAAAUCUCAAGAGGGGUCUCAGUUCUGCCGGGGCUUCGGAGGCAUUGGCGGCAUCCUUCGCUACCAACUUGAUAUGAGGUCUUUUGAUGAGGUCUCUGAUGAGGAAUUUAACGAAGAUUCUGAUUAGCAAUCAGCCAAUCGUUGCCUGGAGCCAGUCCAGGAGUCGCCGGGGCUGGCCCUUCCUGAAACUUCUGAUACUCCACGGAAACUUAAAACACGCAGUUGAAUUAUAUUCAUGAAAGGUUUCAAGGAGCUGAUCCUGGUACCAAGAAUCUGCCAUAUUUGAACAAAUGAUCUUCAUCAACCUAUUGCUGAUAAGCAUGUCUUGGAGCUAUUGCUGCUUAUCGUUUGCCUUGAUGUGAUUAUGUUCACUGUUUUGUCAAUAUCGUUAUGUUGCUAUGUCUGCCAUAUGAUGUUUGUUAUGUUAUAUCUAACUUUGAUGUCCUGAAAACAAUAUAAUAUGCUUUGCUGCAA